Messenger RNA from Mobula hypostoma (lesser devil ray), 10938 nucleotides. Its product is annotated as tyrosine-protein phosphatase non-receptor type 13-like. Gene Ontology annotation, molecular function: protein binding; protein tyrosine phosphatase activity. Gene Ontology annotation, biological process: protein dephosphorylation. The transcript has 48 exons. The record is from RefSeq and is a predicted model, not a curated record. Gene Ontology annotation, cellular component: cytoskeleton. The coding region runs from base 306 to 7217 and encodes 2303 amino acids. NCBI's taxonomy places the organism in Eukaryota, Metazoa, Chordata, Chondrichthyes, Myliobatiformes, Myliobatidae.
CAGCAGCCCAGACCAGCCAGGAUCUCCCAGGGACGCCGAAUCGAUGGAAUGGCUCCAAGUUCUCCUAAUGGGAUCGCGAUAAAGUCGCGCAGUUAACUCUGAUUGUCAGUCCAUUCGCCCGGCAGAGAUUUGUCCGCAGAUUGGACACCUCUGGGAGCUCAGGAUGAAAUGCCAACGCUGGAAUUUCACCUGCCGGGCACCACUGGGCAGCAGGAUCGGUCAGCCGUGACCAGCGCCUUGCUGACCACGUUGGAGUACGGAGUUUACACUGAGGGCGCUAGCAACUAAGGUUGCUCAGAACAGAUAUGAGUAAUUCUUAUGUGACUCUGUCUGAAGUUCUGGCAGCAAGAGGAGGCCCUAUUGAAGACAAUGAAAUCUGGGCCUUAUUAUUACAAGCCUCAGAGGUCCUGCAGAAGAAGGCAGUGGAAGAUGCUCCCUUCAGUUACAUUAUCUGCCCCUGGUCAGUGCUACUGUCAACGAGUGGUGAAGUGUCGUUCAGAAGUAAUGCCUCAGGUGGGGACGUCUGCAUCUUUACCGCCCCAGAAAUACUCCAGGGGAGACGCUUGAGCUCACAGCAUGUGAUAGAAAAGAUGCAUGUGUACUCACUCGGGAUGACUCUGUACUGGGCAGCGGAUUACCAGCUUCCAGAAGCACAGCCAAUCCAGCUUAGUGACCAGCUGAACCAACUCCUUCUGCGAAUGUGUGAGGACCUUCCGAACAAGAGAGUAUCCUUGGAGACCGUUUUACACAUUGGCAAGGCAUAUUGGCAGAGCUCGGGAGGGCCCCCAACAAGUACAUCCCUAAGAAAACUUGUUCAACUAGUAGUAGGAAACACAGCGGAGAGGGAUGAGGGAGAGCAGAGGAACAGCGAUGUGAUUCAGCACGACCAGAGCUCAGUGAUAAGGGAGAGGUUACAUCGCAAGACGUUACCCGAGAUGCCUGUUGUGACUCGCAGAACCAGUAAUCACAAAGGGGAGAACAGAUUUUCUCACAGGACAGAAGCUGGUAUUGACUCGCUCUUGUCAAACAGAUCCUUUAGUCAACCAACGCCACUCAACCUAGGGCCUAUUACACAGAGCUUCAGCCAAGAUCAAAACAGCAGUGCCAAGCCUUUCACUACGGCUCCAGAUGCUAAUGGUAACUCUGGGGCUUCCAAGCCCCUCAUGGGAAUUUCCUCCUACCUCUCGCGAUCUAAGGAAUUUAUCAAUGGCAGACCGCAACAGGCAGUUUUGGGAGACAAAAAGGUUCACAGUUCUUCUGAAGCUUGCAUCACUUCGGCAUUGGAUACCUAUAGAAGAAGCAAGGGCAGGCGAGGUGAAUGGCAGAAAAUAGAGCAUGCAAUCUCAGUGGAAGGGAGUUGGCAUCGUCAAGAAGAGUGGAAAACAGAAAACAGGAAUUCAAUAGCGAGCCAUUACCAACCCAUCACCAACAGGUCCUUAAGUACAUUGAAUACCAACUCCAGUAGGAUCCAGUUGGAGUCUGAACGUAACUACAUCCCGAGUAGAGAAUCGUAUUAUCAUACUGCAUUCCCAAGCGAGGCGAAUAACUUGCCGCAGAGAACUGCUUCUGUGCCCAGUUUGUUGCACCGGAAGGGAAAGCGAUAUUUGGGACCAGAGUUCAUUCGGAUGGCUGGGGACCCUGCAAUGCCAUUGGAUCUGCCAGGCUCCAUUGUGAGCAAGAAAGGGAAGAUGCAUUUAUCACAGCGAGAGCUCAGUGUCAUCAUACCAAAUGGACAAUGUCUGCAAGUCAAAUGUGAUGUAAAGGCAACAGGCAGUGAUGUAUUUGACAUGGUUGUCGCUUACACCAACUUUGUGGAGCAUUUCUAUUUUGGUCUUGCUUAUCUCAAAGAGAAGGAAUUUUUCUUUCUUGACCCUUUUACCAAGCUGCACAAAGUAGCACCAGAUGGUUGGAAGGAUCAGCCCAAGAGAAAAACAGCAAUUGUCAACUUUACUUUAUUCCUGAGAAUCAAGUAUUUUGUCGAGAACUUCAGUAUAAUCCAGCACAGGCUCACCAGACAUCAGUAUUAUCUACAGCUGAGGAGAGACAUUCUGGAAGAGCGUUUGUAUUGCAGUGAUGAGACAGCCCUAUUGCUGGGCUCACUGGCUCUCCAGGCAGAGUUUGGAGAGUAUGUUCCAGAGGUGCAUGGAAAGAACUACUAUCGAGUGGAGCACUACAUUCCCCCAAGUGUGUUGGAAAAGAUGGCUUUGACUUGUGUAAAAGAGGAACUACCUCGCCUACACUCCACUUACUUUGACCUGUCUGAAGAAGAGGCUGAAAUGGAAUAUCUGAAGGUCACCCAGCAGCUCCCAGAGUAUGGUGUUCUCUUCCACCGAGUGGCACGGGAGAAGAAGGUUGCUGGAGAAGACAUUGUGUUGGGAAUCUGUGCCAAAGGGAUCAUCGUUUAUGAGGUGAAGAACAACACGAGAAUUGCCAGCUUACGGUUCCAGUGGCGGGAAAUGGAGCGGAUCACUUUCAGUAGAAAGAAGUUUACAGUUCAAAGCAGUUCAGAUGGUAAGAAGCAUGUCUUCAUCACAGAAAACAGCAAGACCUGCAAGUAUCUAAUUGAGUUGUGCUCAGCUCAGCACAGGUUCCAGGUACAGAUGAACUCCCGCCAGCUCAGUCAAGCUGCUUUUGCAAACGAGGAGCAUGUUUUUACAUCUGUGCUUUCCAACGAGACAAAGUAUACCCAGCGUAGACGUUUCGAGAAGAUGCGCAAUAUUUCCCGAUCAGAAACCAUUCUGAGUCGGCCUGAUGUGGACACUGUGUCUCUCGGAGCACUAAGCAAAUCCUGUGACAAUCUCAUGGCAGACACAGUUCCUUCAAGCACCAGCCACAUGUGGAGCACACAGGGUGCCAUAUCUCACUCUGAAAUUCUCCCUGUCUUGAAGGAAAGAAUGAGAUACCCAGGUUUGCAGAGCACUGCCCUGGGCCAGAGUGGUGCUGUUGAACAUACGGCGAGCCAAAUGGACAACGAGGUGACUUUCCCUGAGAGGGAAAUCAUUUUUGUAAAUCUGAAGAAAGAUCCCAAGUUUGGUUUCGGUUUUAUGAUCAUUGGAGGAGAGAGGACUGGAAAAUUAGACUUGGGGAUCUUUAUCACAGCCAUCACUCCUGGUGGACCAGCAGACAAGGAUGGGCGUAUCAAAGAAGGAGGCCGUCUGAUUUCAGUGAACAGUGAGAGCCUAGAGGGAGUCACUCUCAGAUCUGCUGUGGAGGUUCUUCAGCAUACCACUGAUGAGGUGUCACUGAUCAUAUCUCAGCCAAAAGGUUUGUCUGAGUCUUCACAUCAGGCUACGGCAAUGUUCCAGAGCAAGGUGAACAGUCCGGAAAGCACACAGGACUGCUGCCUCACCAACUCAGCAGUAACAGGCCACGGUCACUGGAUGUCUGGGACGUCUGCAUCAGAAGUGAUUCCUGAGACCAGCGGCCCACCUGCCCAGCUUCAUGGGACGGAAGUGAUGGCUGGUGGUGAGGUGUCAUCAGGGCAACAAGACCUGAAACCAGGAGACAGAUACAGUGUGGAACUGGCUAAGAUAGAUGGAAGCCUUGGAGUUAGUGUCACAGGAGGUGUGAAUACCAGUGUGAAGCAUGGUGGAAUCUAUGUGAAGGCAAUUAUACCUGGAGGAGCUGCAGAUCUGGAUGGUCAUAUCAGGAAAGGCGAUUGUCUGCAGGAGGUGGAUGGGUUCAAUUUACAAGGCAUCACACAUAAGCAAGCUAUUGAGCGCUUGAAGAACACAGGUCAGGUAGUGCAGCUUGUGCUUGAGAGAGGUCAACAGGGAACAUCUGCACCUCCUGGUUAUGGAAGUCAACAGGGAGCCAUUCUCACUGACAGUAGGCACAGCAAACAAGAUGAAUACCAUGAUGACUCCAUAGCAACCACCUCUGCUGUCACACCCAAGGACUACAGCUUCGAGACAGAUGAUAAUACGUUUGAGGUGAAGAUGAAGAAAAAUUCUGGGGGUUUAGGAUUCAGCUUCCUGCAGAUGUACACAGAAGCAGACUACCCCAGAGAGAGCUUGGUGAGAAUUAAGAGGUUGUUUCCAGGGCAACCAGCUGGAGAGACCGGUCAGAUUGAAGUUGGAGAUGUCAUCCUGGCUGUCAAUGGAGUUGCAGUCAAGGGCCUGUCAUAUCAGGAAGUGCUUCAUCUUCUCCGCGGAGCUCCCCCAGAUGUCACGAUGAGGCUGUGCAGACCUGCGCCAGGAAUUCUGCCUGAAAUAGAUCCCCAAAACCUGACUCCAAUUUCGUCACCUGUGAAAGAAAUGUCUGUGUUGAAAGUGCCCAACUUGCCACUGCAAGAGCUGCUUCAGGAGGACAGACCACACCAGGGAGCAGAGUGUGGAGAAGGUCCCCAGAGUUUCACUCAGUCCCCAUAUUCCAGCGAUCACGAGUGCAGAUUGGACACAGUGGAGGAAGCCGUGGAACAGGAAGAGCACUUCCAAGAUGUUCCACUUGACGCAACAAAUUUGGAAUUAGUUACUGCUCUGGCUGAAGAUCUGAGGCAGAACUGCUACUCAUCCUGUGACCUACCUAUUGUACUGCCAGGGACACAGAGCUUCCAAUACAGCGUGACUGGUGAAAGAGAUCCCAGGUUGCCAGACUAUUUCUGCAAGCCUGAAGUAUCGUCGCCUACACCAGUAGAUGAAGAGUACCUGACCAUUAGUUCGACCUCAGCCUCCUCAUUAUGUGACAGUCCAGACAGCCAAUCACCCAAUGCCUCUAUCCCAAAACUUCGUGUCUUGGUGCCUUCCACUGAGAUAUCAGGAGUAACAGAGAAAGACACGAGUGAUAAAGUGGAGUGGGAAGACGUCGAGGAGUUAGAUUCUGAAGUGGAAGCAGGAGAGAGGAAUGAAGAUGAUGAUGACGAAGAUCCAAAUUUACCCAUAAUUCGGGAAUAUGAGAUGUACGUAACCCUGAAGAAAAAUAAGAAGGGAAGCUUGGGCUUCACCAUGGUGCGUAGUAAACUGGACAACUGCUAUUACAUCCGUGAGGUGCUGGACAACCCCGCCAAGGCUGACGGCAGACUCAGAGCAGGAGACAGACUCAUAACGGUAAACGGCUUUGACGUCACAAAUAUCUCACAUGAGAAUGCCAUUAACUUGCUACGGGCUGCUCCCAUCAAACUUACCCUGAUGGUAGGGCGAGCGGCCCAGAACCUGCUUCCAGUGCCACCUUUGGAAAAGAUUCCUGACAUCAUCCUGCAGAAAGGCCCAAAUGGACAGUUAGGUUUGAAAUUAACAGGGGGAAUAGGGAGCAAGUGGCAAGGUAUCUAUGUGCUGGAGGUUGUGCCAAAUUCACCCGCCAGUUUGGCAGGCAGCCUGCAACCAAGGGAUAAGAUCCUUUACAUAUGUGACACCUGUACCAUGGGCAUGACUUUGGAUGAUGCAGUGAAAGCUUGUGACACUCCAAAUGGCCAAAUAACCAUCAAGGCCAUGAGGGAUGGGAAGCCAGUGAUAACAGAAGUAUACAUGACCGGAGCUGGAAGCCGUAAGAAGGCUAAAAAUUGCUUGGCAUUAAAAGGCUUUGGUGAGUGGAAACUGAUAUCAAAAGAAGGACAAAACCAGCCUGACCAGGAGAAGCCGCAGGCUCUGGAUGGAAGGCAAUCCAAGGAUUAUGUACGAUCCCAAAAUAGCUCCACUCUGCCUGCAGAAUCUGAGCAGAGUUCUGUAAUCCACAUUGAUUUGGAAAAACCUACAAAUGGCGGUUUGGGCUUUGCACUUGUGGGUGGUGACAAUGGAACUGCUGUGCUGGUGAAGGCCAUUAGCUCCAACAGUGUGGCAGGUCUGGACGGAAGGCUCAAAGUCCGUGACCAGCUUUUACAGGUAAAUGGAGAGGAUCUGUCUGGUCUGAACCACGGGCAAGUUGUUGAGAUUCUGCGGAGAGCCCAGGGUGUAGUGAUGUUGAUCAUCCGCAGAAAGCCACCUCUGCACUUGGACAGUACGCAAUGUACCACGAAGACUCCUUCCAAAAAUAAAUUAUUAUAUCCUGAGAUACAGUGCCAGCAGAGAAAUCCACAAGGACUUGAGAACGAGACCCCAAGAGGAUGCCCUGGAGAUUCCAGUGAGAAUAAUGGUGUCCAUCCAUCAGAAAAACAGAAUCACAAGGACAACUUCCAAUACAGUGACGGCUGCAUAGCGAAUUGCAGCAGAAGGCACUCAGGAGGCGAGUUCCGUGUUAGUACAUAUGAGGAACAGUGUGGGGAUAAAGACGAGCGCUGUGAUUCAGAUUGCUGGAGUAAUGAUGAAGAGCUGCCUCUCUCCUCUUGCAGAGUGCCUGCACCCCCUACAGGCAAACCCAUUGUGUCUGAGGUUGAGCUGAUGAGUUUGCCCUUGUGGAAAGGGCCAGUGGAGAACAAGUACUCAGGAGAGAGGCUGGAAACAAUCAUUGCAAAUCUACAGCAGCAGGUCGAACUGCAGCAGCCUCUGAAAGAAUUCAUGAUGCUCAGACAUUUGAAACCUGUUGAUGACUGUACAGUGGGAAAAGCUCCAGAAAACAGGGAAAAAAACAGAUACAGGGACAUCCUACCAUAUGACAAAACUCGCGUUCCCAUCGGAGACAAUGGCUAUAUCAACGCAAGUUACAUCAGGAUGCCAAUUGGCACUGAGGAGUAUUGGUACAUUGCCUGCCAAGGACCACUGCCCGGCACCACAAGUGACUUCUGGCAAAUGAUCUGGGAAACCAAGGCUGAUGUCAUUGCCAUGAUGACACAUCAGCAUGAGCUGGGAAAGGUCAAGUGUCAUGGCUACUGGCCUGACAAAAUGUACAAGCCAAUGAAAGUCAACAGGUAUCUCCUUAUGCUGGAAAAUCACCAGGAGCUGGAUUAUUUUGAAAUAAGCAUCAUAAAGAUGGCAGAGAUUGAGACUGGAGAAAUACACCAUGUCAAGCAUCUGAAAUUUAUUAGCUGGCCUGACCAUGGCGUCCCAAGCUCAUCGGAGCAGCUUGUGCGCUUUAUUCUGUACAUGUCGAAUGUCCACCGUAGAGGGCCACUAGUCGUACACUGCAGUGCUGGCAUCGGGAGAAGUGGGGUCCUGAUCUGCACCCACGUACUCCUGAGCCUGAUUAACAAGGAACUCAGUUUUAACAUUAUGGAUGUAGUGAGGGAAAUGAGAAGACAACGGCAUGGGAUGGUCCAGACCAAGGAUCAAUACUUAUUCUGUUACAAAAUUGUCCUAGAAAUUUUAAUAAAUAUUCUGCAGCUGAACCAACAAGAGGAGGUGUUGUAACAGAGGAAUCCAGUGGAGCUGAGUUCACAGUCUAGCAUAUGGUUCCUUGUAAGCAAGCAAUUAGACCUCUAUUCAUUUGCAACUGGAAGAAAAAUGGUGCACAUCCAAGGCAGAAACUAAGAAGUAACUGUGCUUCCUACUUUUACUAAUUAUAACUAUAAUUAUAAUUGUGUGCUUCGAAUAACUGACAAGUCCAUCCAAUGAUCUUUGUCCUGGGGACUUGUAUUUUUUAACUACUCAUAAUUGUAAUCAUGAUAUAGCAAGUAAGUGUCUGGGAGGUCAGUUGUUCGAUGUUACUCACUGAAUAGAAGCUACAGUAAUUUCUACCAGUGACUGGAAAAUAGUUAAAUAUGAAUUAUGUGCAUAAAAUCAUCUCAGCCUCUUUCUCAACUGUGGUUACCAAGUCUGAUUGACAAUUUCCACUCUGCUUGGGAAAAAAUAUCAUUACACACAGUUUAAAAAUAAUAUUAACCAUACCAAUGCGACUCAAGCAACACCAACUCAUAACAAAGAUAGUCAUAAACUAUGGAGAUUUUUUAGAGAUGAUCUUAAUGUACUCUUAACAGCAUUGAGUGACAUUAGUACAGUAGGGCAGUAUUAUUUCUGGAAUAACACCCUGAAUAAAUAUGUUUUUUCUCCAACUAUAUAGAUACGGUGUAAUAGUUGGCACCUCCAAUUUUUGAAUUUACUCCCUGUUUAGAAAAUAGCCUAUGCAUUUAUUCCUUCUGCCAAAGUUCAUGAACAUACAUUUCCCUACACUGGAUUCCAUCUGCCAAUUCUCCUAAUCUGGCUAAGUCCUUCUGCAGACUCCCUGCUUCCUUAACACCACCUGCACCCACCCACCCAACUAUUUUCAUAUAAUCUGCAAACUUGGCCACAAAGCCAUCAAUUCCAUUAUCCAAAUCAUUGAUAUAUAAUGUGAAAAGAAGUGCUUCCAAUAUCGACCCCUGCAGAACACCACUAGGAACUAGCAGCCAACUAGAAUAGACCCUUUAGUGCCAUUCUUUGCCUCAUGCAAGUCAGUCAAUCUUCUCUCAAUGCUAGUAUCUUUCCUGCAAUACCAUGGGCUCUUACCUCAUUAAACAGCCUCAUGUUUGGCACCUUGUCAAAGGCCUUCUGAAAAUCCAAGUAAACAGCAUUCACUGACUCUCUUUUGUCUAUCCCGCCUGUUGUUUCCUCAAAGAAUUCCAACAGAUUUGUCAGGCAAGAUGUCCCUUUAAGGAAACCAUGUGGACUUUGGCCUAUUUUAUCAUUUGAUCCAAGCACCCCAAAACUUCAUCCUUAAUAAUGGACUCCAACAUCUUCCCAACCACUGACAUCAGGCUAACUGUACUAUAAUUUCAUUUCUUCUGCAUCCCUUCCUUCUUAAAGAGUGGAGAGGCAUUUGCAAUUUUCCAUUCUUCCAGAACCAAUCCAGUCGCCAGUGAUUCUGGAAAGAUCAUUACUAAUGCCUCCCCAUCUCUGCAGCUAUCUCUUUCAGAACCCUGGGGUGUAUUUAAUCUUGCCCAGGUGACUAAUUUACCUUCAGACCUUUCAGUUUCCCAGGCACCUUCUCCUUGGUAAUAGCAACUAAACUCACUUCUGCCACCUGGCACUCUCAAGUUUCUGGCAUUCUGCUAGUAUCCUCUUACUCUUCUUCCCAAACCAAUAUCCUCCAGUUUUGGCUAUCAUUAUAUGGGAAUGUUUCUCACUAUCCACCCUAACUAUGUGCCUCACAAUUUUGUAUUUCUUUAUCAGGUUUUCCCUACUCCCCUCAACCUAGUCUACUUCAAGGAAAACAAACCCAGCCGAUCCAGUCUCACCAUAAACUGAAGUGUUCAUGCCAGGCAACCUCCUGGUAAAUCUACACUUCACCAUCUCCAGCGCAUUCACCUCCAUCGUCCAUGGAUACUUUUUGAGUCCAACAUUCUUGGUCAGUAUAAUAUUCCCACCAUUAAAAUAAAUAAAUGCUUAGUUCUCUUCAGUCAUCUCAAAUAGGUAAAGAUCCCAAGCGGAAAGUCAUCAAUAUAUGAAUGAAGUGCUCAGAACAAUAAAGUAAUUAAGGAUGAGCUGGAGCUUGUCACACACAUUUCAAUACUUAGUAUCACUAUCCAUAUUCCUCUCAAGAGCACCAAUGAUCUACUAGAAACGUCAAAAGUAGCAAGACAAAAAGAGCAAGGAAUAAAUUGAGGAAAAUUAACACUGAGGGAGGAAAAUAUUCUUUGAUAUUUCCCUUAGUCAAUGUCAACAGCCAGAACUAGUCGGAGAUGUCUCAUGGAGAGGUUCUAUUAAUAAAUAUACUUAACUUCUAUCAGAUAGGAAUUCAGUCAAGAGCUGGCCCAGAUCCCCCUUGAGAAUAGAUUAAAUAGAAAAAACACACCAGAUGAUAACGCAUUCCAGAGAUUCUCUGCUUUGUUGACUGUUUUGUUAGAAUGAGUCUUAGUCAAAGUUGUUACUCAAGUCUACUUUUCAGAGAGAAUGCUAAAACUUGCCUUUUGUUUCCCCUUUUCCCAAUCCUUGUUGACCUAUCAGAAUCCACCAGUUGACUGAGUAGUCAGAGUCAAAUACCAUAGAAGAGUACAGCUCAAACAGGCCCUUCAGCCCACAAUGUUGUGCCAACCUUUUAACCUACUGCACCUAAAUGACACAUAACCCUCCAUUUUGCUUUCAGCCAUCUGUCUCUCUACGAAUCUCUUAAAUGUCCCUAAUGUCUCUGCCUCUACCACCACCCCCUGGCAGUGUAUUCCAGGCACCAUUCUAUGUAAAAAAAAACAAACCUACCUCUGGCAUCUCCCCUAGACUUUCAGCUUAAAAUGUCCUCUGGUUUUAGCCAUUGCCACCCUAGACAAAAGGCAUUGGCUCUCCACUUCUAUCACUUAUUCAACUCUAUAAAGUCACCUCUCAUUCCCAAAGAGAAAGGCCCUAGCUUGCUCAACUCUUCAAGGUGUCACAGAGAUACAGCAAGAAAACAGGUCCUUCAACCCACUAACACACUGUACCAACCAUCAAAUACCCAUUGACAUUAAUCCUGCACUAAUCCCAUUUUGUUUUAUUUUCCACACAUUGUCAUCAAUCCCUCAGAUUCUGCCACUCACCUACACAUCAGUGGUCAGAUAACCUACAAACCUGCACAUCUUUGAAAGGAAACUGGAGCAUCCAGAAGAAAGUCGUGUAGCCAGAGAGAGAAUGUGCAAAGUCUAUGCAAACACCAGCGUUCAGGAUUUAACCUGGUCUCUGGCAGCGCCAGGCAGCAGCACUCUAACUCCACCGCUCUGUUGCUCAAAAUGUAGUUUGGCCUUCUUCAGAACAUGACAUUCCGAAAUCAGCAUGUUUAUAUACGUUAAUCGAAAACAGAAUAUUCAUAGGCUCUGGGGCUUGACCUAAACAAAUAACUCAACUGCAUGUUGCUGAUUAGAGUAAAAUUACCUGUCACAUUAAUACACCUUUGCUGAUGCUCAGGAAGUCAAUACAGUCCACUGUUUCACAUCCGCAACUGUUGAGAUAAAGAACUGAAUAAUUUUGUAUACUUGUAGUUUAAUUUAAUAUAUUGUCACCCAUGACAUGAUCAAUUUCAUUCUUUAGCGAACACCUGUAAAAUUCCUUAUGGAUUUGUUGAAUGUGGAGUAGACGCUUAUUUUACAUGUCAUGAAUUUACAACGUAGAUAUCACUUUAUGGACAAUAAAAUUUCUGUUACAGCAAUAACACAUUGAAUUCCUAGUCCCCAAUGCAACCAUCUUGUGA